AUGUCAAAUGAGAUGAAACCAAAUCCACGAGAAUUUCAUGUCCAUGUCCUCCUGGAGCUCCUCCCAACAUUGCUUCAGGGCAAAGGAAUACAAUCACACCUGGAAUCGGAAAAUUUGGCUACUUCGACAAAGGGAAUCGGCACUACAGACGACGAUGAAAGAGGCGGCGCCGCUGGAGGGGUUGUCGACGACGAAGUCGAUGGUGAAGGGAAGCAGCUCGGAAAAGGGUUGAGUGGGAGAAACGAACGCUGACUGAAGACGACGCAAUCACGCAAGGAGAGUGGUCGACAGGAAGUCAGGAAGCACCGAAGCAAGCUCUCGACGCACUGCUUUAGUUGUUUGAACGAUUUGCCAUUUGACGAUUUCUCGAUUUUCCGUUUUCACGACGCAUCAGGGCCGACGGACUCGUUCCAAUCGUCUUCUCCAUUUGCCCACUCAGACGACGUCAUCCCUAGGUUGCUCCGGCGACAUCUUCAAAGAUUCCAGUUCCUCCAUAAACAUUCUGCAGAUUAUGGCACUAGCCGUGGAGGAGGCGGCAGUGAUCGUAAGAGGAGGAGAUCUGAUUUUAUUGAUGAUGUUGCUGAGGAAGAUGAAGAUGAAGAGGAGGAGUACGAUGAAGAUGAUGAAGAUUAUGGUGGCGGCGGCGGUGGUGGUGGUAGCCGUCGCAGAGGAGGAGGGAAAGCAUCAAAAAAAGCAUCUGGUGCUGGUUUCUUUGAGCUUGAAGCCGACGUUGACACAGAUGCUGAAGAAGAGGAGGAAGAAGAUGGCGAAGAUGACUUCAUAGUGAAUGAGAGAGUUGAUCCGCAUGAAGAAGAGGGUGCGAGAAGGAUGCAUCAUCGUCCUUUGCUUUCACGUGAAGAUGAUCAGGAAGAUGUUGAAGCUCUUGAGAGAAUAAUUCAGGAGAGGUUUGCUAGAAACCGAACAGAAUAUGAUGAUGAUGAUGCCACAGAGGUGGAACAACAAGCUCUCUUACCAUCUGUUCGUGAUCCCAAAUUAUGGAUGGUGAAAUGUGCGAUUGGUCACGAGAGAGAGGUGGCUGUUUGCUUAAUGCAAAAGUGCAUUGAUAGAGGUUCCGAGUUGCAGAUUAGAUCAGCUAUUGCCCUUGACCAUUUGAAGAACUAUGUCUACAUUGAAGCAGAUAAAGAAGCCCAUGUGAAAGAGGCUUGCAAGGGUAUGCGUAAUAUAUUUACAGGCAGUAAGAUUUUGCUGGUGCCUAUAAAGGAAAUGACUGAUGUUCUUUCGGUUGAGAGCAAAGCAAUUGAUCUUUCAAGGGAUACUUGGGUCAGAAUGAAAAUUGGUACAUACAAAGGGGACCUUGCAAAGGUUGUGGAUGUGGAUAAUGUUAGGCAGAGGGUUACUGUGAAACUAAUCCCAAGGAUCGACUUACAGGCCUUGGCAAACAAAUUGGAGGGUAGGGAGGUUCCAAAGAAGAAGACAUUUACCCCUCCACCACGCUUUAUGAAUGUUGAUGAAGCAAGAGAAAUGCAUAUUCGUGUUGAGCGGAGGAGAGAUCCAAUGACUGAGAAAGUAGAAGAAGGCACUGUUCAUAUUAAACCACAUGCGACUGGACUUCCCAAAACUCUUGCUGUAAGUGAAAGAGAGCUCUGCAAAUACUUUGAGACAGGGAAUCAUGUGAAAGUUGUCUCUGGUGCACAAGAAGGUGUGACUGGAAUGGUUUUAACUGCUAAGGGGCAUUUGGUUAACAUGGUGUCAGAUACUACCAAAGAAGUUCUACAAGUAUUUUCUGACAAUGUUGUGGAGAGCUCUGAAGUAACAUCUGGCAUCACCAAAAUUGGGGAUUAUGAGCUUCAUGAUCUUGUACAGCUGGAUAAUUCCAAUUUUGGUGUGAUCAUACGUGUUGACAGUGAAGCCUUUCAGGUUCUCAAGGGUGUUGCAGAUAGAGCGGAGGUUGAACUUGUUAGGUUGAGAGAUAUUAAAUACAAGAUUGAUAAGAAAUUAAAUGCUCCAGAUUAUUAUAAGAACACAGUAUCAGUGAAAGAUGUAGUUAAAGUUCUUCAGGGCCCAUGCAAGGGGCGACAAGGUCCGGUUGAGCAUAUUUACAGAGGAAUUCUGUUUAUAUACGAUCGGCAUCAUCUGGAGCAUGCAGGAUUUAUCUGUGCGAAAUCUCAAGCAUGCGUAUUGGUUGGCGGGUCCCUUGGAAAUGGUGAUAGAAAUGGCAAUCCAUUGGCAUCAAGAGUUGCACAACUUAGGAAUCCCAACCGUAUUCCUAAUUCCCCGGGUAGAUCUACCAGAGGAGCCCCACCACUACCUGGUGGGAGGAACAGAGGUGGUGGCAGAGGGUUUAAAGAUUCUUACGUUGGAACACGCAUUAUAAUCCGCCAAGGUCCCUUCAAAGGAUACAGAGGCCGGGUUAAGGAUGUUAGUGGCACAUCAGUUCGGGUCGAGUUGGAGUCACAAAUGAGGGUUGUUACAGUUGAUCGGACUCAUGUCUCUGAUAAUGUGAACAAGACGGCCCCAUAUCGUGAGACACAUAGGUAUGGGUCUGGAAGUGAGACACCUAUGCAUCCUUCACGAACCCCACUCCAUCCAUAUAUGACGCCUAUGAGGGAUUCUGCAGCAACACCUAUUCAUGAUGGAAUGAGGACGCCUAUGCGUGACAGAGCAUGGAAUCCAUACGCACCCAUGAGUCCUGCCAGGGAAUCUUGGGAAGAUGGAAACCCUGGUUCUUGGGGAAGCAGUCCUCAGUAUCAACCGGGAAGUCCUCGUUCAAGAGCAUAUGAAGCACCAACUCCCGGUUCAGGAUGGGCCAAUACUCCUUCUGGUGGAAGUUACAGUGAAGCUGGCACACCAAGGGAUAGUAGGGAUAGGGAUACCACCCCUGCCUCCUAUGGUAAUGCUCCAAGCCCUUACUUGCCAUCGACACCUGGUGGACAGCCGCCCAUGACACCAAGCUCAACAUAUUUACCUGGUACACCAGGCGGCCAACCAAUGACUCCUGGUGGUGGUGGGUUGGAUAUGAUGUCACCUGUAGUAGGUGGGGAUAACGAUGGACCAUGGUUCCUGCCAGACAUAUUGGUGAAUGUACGCAGAUCAGGUGAAGAUGCUGUCGUUGGUGUCAUCCGAGAAGUGCUAUUGGAUGGGGCAUGUCGAGUAGCUGUUGGUGGGGAUGUGAUCACUGCCAGCCCGAACGAGAUGGAGGUGGUAGUGCCAAGGAAGUCAGACAAAAUAAAGAUAAUGGGUGGGCCCCAGCGUGGGGCUACAGGGAAGCUCAUUGGUGUGGAUGGCACAGAUGGAAUCGUUAAAGUGGAUGACACUCUUGAUGUUAAAAUAUUAGAUAUGGUCAUUCUAGCCAAGUUAGCACCACCACAUUAAUUCCUCCUUCUCCUCCUACUCCUCAUCAUAAGUUUUGAAACCUCCCUCCCUCCCUCCAGGCUUGUACAUUAUGAUUAUAUAUUUUGGAUUAUAUAUGACUGACUUGACUAUCAGUAUUCAGUAGUAGUAAGUAGCUAGCAUUAGCAAGCCCCCCUAAAUACGCACGUUUCAUUUUGUUUUGUUGGUUAGACAAGUUCAUUUCCAUGUGUUCAGUUGUGUUGUGUUGUGUUGCAAACAC
Molecule: messenger RNA, 3571 nt
Organism: Lactuca virosa
Lineage: Eukaryota; Viridiplantae; Streptophyta; Magnoliopsida; Asterales; Asteraceae
Source: the annotation of a GenBank genome assembly